Messenger RNA from Cicer arietinum (chickpea), 2814 nucleotides. RefSeq lists its product as uncharacterized. Gene Ontology annotation, molecular function: protein binding. Lineage: Eukaryota; Viridiplantae; Streptophyta; Magnoliopsida; Fabales; Fabaceae. The record is from RefSeq and is a predicted model, not a curated record.
CAAAAGAGAAAAACCGCUAUAUAUAUAACUUAUCAAAAAGCCAAAGCGCGAGAAACCGAAAGCGAUUUGAGUGUUAUUCAGAGACUCAGAAAGAGAAAGAAAAAAAAGGUUUUGUUAAUUAACCGUAAAAUCUCGCCGCUAAAGUGCGACAAAUUUUUCGGAAUGGGAAGUGAAAACAAUACGGCGGCGAAAGGUGUACCGGCGACGGCGGAGAAUGUAGUGGCGACGGUGAAGGAGAUCGUUAACCGUACGGAACAAGAGAUCUAUGAUGUUCUUAAGGACUGUGAUAUGGACCCUAACCUCGCCGUCGAAAAGCUUCUCACUCAAGAUACGUUUCAUGAGGUGAGAAGCAAACGUGAAAAAAGAAAAGAGAUGAAGGAGGCGAUAGAUUCAAGGACAAGGGGUAAUAGUAUGGGGUUGAGUCGGGGAGGAAAAAUUGGCAUUGGCAAUGAUCCUGGUAUUCUGCAAAGUGGAUUAGCACAUGUGGCUUAUAAGGAAAAUGGUAAAGCAGUUGACAAGCAAGAGGUUGGGUCAGUUUGUACUUCAGUUAUAUCUUCCACAACUCAUGUUGUGGACAAAAGUUCAAAAACUGAUUCUUUUAAAUCCGAUAAUGGAAGACAGUCAUUAGGAAUAGGUGUCUCCAUGUCAGAUACUGCCCAAGUGUCACCAGGACCUCAACCCUGGUCGACAGGUGUGAGUAAAGGACAUCUUUCAAUGGCAGACAUUGUAAGAAUGGGCAGAACAUCUCAAGAUGCUGUUUCUCAUAACCAUUGUAAUUCCUUAGGAGUUUCAUCGUCUGGAAAUUCAGAGUCCAGUUUGAGUCUGCACUGUCAAAAUAGUUCUGAACAACAAGGUUUUCAUGAUGAGUGGCCUGUAAUCAAACAACCAUUCCCUGGAAAUCAACAAGUGCUAACGUCUUCAUCAAAUGCUAAUGGUCUAUUUGAGCAUCCUAACUUGCAUGGUACUGCUGAAAGUUUACACAGGAACUGUGAAUUAGAUGCAGCCCAAGUUUCACGGGAGGAGAUUACUAGUGGCAGUGCUAUUUCUGAAACAAUUGAAUCUGUUUCUGUAUCUAACAACACUGGACUAGGAUCGCAUGCCAACUUUAAUUUAGAGAAUACUCCUACCUCCAAUUUUCCUACUUCUGAUGAGCAUCAUGAAGGUGUGUCACCUGUUGUUUUGGAUCUCCAGCAGCUAAGUAUGGAAGAAUCCAAACUGGAAGUGCCAUCAUCUGAGGAUUCUUUAGUGGUUCUUCCAAAUCAUUUACAAGCCUUGGCUGCAGAGUGUUCACAUUUGAGUUUUGGUACAUACAAGGGUAGCAAUAACUCUUCAUCUUCUGCAAUUUUUGCACAUAAUAAUCUCUCUAGAAGUGGCUUAGAGAUGAACUCUGCAGCUGUAGAUGAUUCUUUGGCCCAGUUCCCGGAUGCCAGUUCUCUAAACCAUGGUGAUGAUCAGCGUGGAUUUGAUACUGUAAAGAAUGGUGGUGAACAGCUUGGAUCUGAUGUUGUUCGGCUAGGAACAUCAGUUGAUAAAAGUUUUGACUUUCUUUCAACUCCUUGGCAAGAGCUUGUGAAACAUACUGUUUCUGAGGAAACUCUUGGGCAUCAAUACAGCACUACAGCAUCUAUAUCAGAUCCUAGUUUGCAAAAAUCCCACUGGCCGACUCCUUCACUGCCUUUGAAGCAACCGGGCUUGCAGAGUGGAAGCCAUUCUUCAUUUCCGGGAGAACUGCAUAAUAAUUCAAAUUCAGCACCUCAAGAUUUGUUGGCAUUUCUCAUAGCACAAUCACAACGUGCAAGACAUGCUAAUGCAGAACCAUCCGUAAACAAUUUUCCCCUCUCGAUGUCUGAGGACAUGGAGCCAUUUGCUCUGCGUAACCCAUCUCUUCCUACUCAGGGCUGUACAGUACCUAAUAUACACUUUCAACAAUCGCGGCACAUGAAAGCAUAUCCUUCCCUACCCCAGAAUCAGUCAUAUUUAUCAACCAUUGAUUCACAGAGAGCAUUUUUAGACAACACUGCAUAUAAUCGAUUUCCUGCAAACAUGAAUUACAACAACCUUCCACAAAAUAGAAAUGAAUUCCUCAAGAGUAGAUUGCCUCCUUCCAUUGCCAGUGAUGCACAUGGUUAUGGAAAUCUUGACUCUUCCUUUUAUUGUCCUGGAAGCUUUCUUCCUAAUCCAUCUCUUGCUAAUGUGAAGCCCUCAAGUAACAUUAACGAGAUUUUACCUUCUCAAUAUAAUGGUGGAUAUAACUUGAGCUCUAAUCAACGGCAUGGUAGCUUUUCUCAAAGGGAUUAUGGGGCAAAGUCAAGAUCUUCAUUGAUCCAUGAGAAUACCCAGUAUACCUUCAUGGACCAACCGAGUCAGUCUUCCCUGUUGCAGCAGUAUGCAAGUCCUGGAUAUCCCGAUUUCUAUUAUUCUCCCACCCAGCUUCCGGAAAAACAUAAUCAAUCAGGUAGUGUUCAAGAUUUGUCACCCAGUCAAUUGCAUCAGUUUUGGCAGAAUAGUCACUAACAGUGCAGUCCUGCUCGUUUUUUUCUCCCUCUUUUUGUCUUGAGGAAUUAUCGUUGCAGGUUUAGGUGAAAUAGGGUGUUAUUAUUUUUCAUUUAGAUUUAGUUGCUAGAGCCUUAUUCAAUUGUACAUACUUUAGAGAGAAUGAACUCAUGCAGUUGUGGCAUUUGCAUUAAUUUUAUUAUAUUACUGGGUGUGUUUUUUGGUCACAUAUUAGUUAGAGAAAUAUAUUUGGUCAAUCAAAAAGAAUUGUAAUUCUCAAACUACAAGCACAAACUAAUAUAGACUAUGUAGUUUUAAUUA